Messenger RNA from Williopsis jadinii, 1461 nucleotides. RefSeq lists its product as uncharacterized. The transcript has 2 exons. NCBI's taxonomy places the organism in Eukaryota, Fungi, Ascomycota, Saccharomycetes, Phaffomycetales, Wickerhamomycetaceae. The coding region runs from base 1 to 1461 and encodes 486 amino acids. The record is from RefSeq and is a predicted model, not a curated record.
AUGCCACCAAAGAAACAUCUAAAGCUUCCAAAGUUCUCGAAACAGCCUAAGCAACUCAAGCAGCAGGAGGCGAUGCCCCAGACCUCCGAGGAUUAUCUCGAGGAAGCAAUAUCAAAGGAGGAGUACGCUGACAGAUGGCUAUUGUCAGACGUUGCAAAGUCUUUGAGAGCAUACCAGGAGUCGUUUGACUACUACUCCAGGUCAAUUGCGCUGUCCAAUGGUGGAAGUUCCGAUCACGUGUACAACAGGCUGAGGCUGCUCUUCCACGUUUACGAGACGUAUAAGGAUGUUCCCAAGAGUAUGCUCACAGGGUGUGAUGGCUGUACUGUUCACCUCACAGGGCUACAAGGCGUUAUGAGGGAGUACCAGGCUGCUGGCUGGGUCAAUUGGGAAUGUGCUUAUAACCAGGUGCUUCUCAAUAUGGAGGCGAUGGAACAAGAAGGUGUAAUGGCCGAACAGGUCGUUGGCCUGCUAAACGGGAGCAUUGCUCUCAUCAAUAGCAUCUUGAAAGUGCAACUCCUUGAGCUGGACUCGUUUCUGCAAAGGUUAGAGGCUGGCGAGUCAGAGACUCCUACGGAGACUCAAGGUGAGGGUGACAUGUACGAACAGAUCGUCCCCAGUACGGUGUUGGAUACGCUGAUUACAGCCUGGAGAAUGGUGUUCACAGCAAUGCAAUCUUGUGAUACCUUAGAGGAGCUGAGGCUGGUAGCUGGCGAAUCUCAAGUGUUUCUGGGUCAAUUGGACGAUGGCCUUACGCUGCUGGAGCGAUUUGCACCAGGAAAUGAUGAUCCAUUCCAGCUCAACAUUAAACAGGGCGAGUUGGAUGAGCUCUCUCUAGUGAAGUCCUGUAUAUAUGGCAUUCAGACUGUUGAGCUGGCACCACUGGUGAAUCUCUGGGAGUCUAUGGCAUUGAUAACCAGCUCGAAAUGGCUGGCACAGGCGGACUCUUUCAUCACGUUGCUCUCCUUUGUACAGUUCAGCGAGGAAGACCAAUGGACAGUUAUAUCUCAUGCACUGAAGGCAUUGAAACUUGCACAGGAUACGCUGACGUCCGAGUUGAACGAGGAGAAGAGCGCAAAGGGUGCGAGAGUUUCCGCACUGGUUGGCAAGAUUGUUGAAGUGUUGAUAUCCAGAGCUGAUAAUGAACUGUUGAGAGCUUCAUUAACCUGUGAUGCUGCUGUUCAGCACCGUGACACAUUGAAGAGCAAUGCCAUAAAUCUAUUGAAAUCUGGACUAAACUAUUCGCAAUCUAAUGUUGGCUUGAGAGAACCCGUACUGGACAAGAUCCAGAGGAACAAGCUCAAGAGAGAGUGCGUUGUUCGUCUGCUGAUAUUGACAAAGGAUGUCCUUUCCGUUGAAGAUCUAGUGAGAAAUCUUGGUAUGGAGUUCUGGGAAUCAGAGUGGACGGAGAUGAGGAGCCAUCCCUUAUAUUCAAAGUUCCCCAUAGUAUCUACAGUAUGA